AAAAACUUUCCUACACAUUUGUCAAAAAAAAAAAAAAAAAGAACAAUAAAUAACCUACACAUUUAUUUCUUAUCACAGUUGUCGUCCAUUUUUUUUCAUCAGGUAAACCCAACGCAGGCAGUGCUGACUCCGGCAAAACUCUUAUAUCCUUCUUUUCUCCAAUUCGAACAAAAAAACCCCUAAAUUCUCUCUUUGCCGCCCCUUCAUUUGGGUCCUCCGCUCAACCUAUUUGUUCAUCGCUAUCAGGAAUGAUGGUGCUAAUUUUUCGUAGGUCUUUUUAAUUAGACCUGGAGGUUUGCUGAUGACAAGUUGCCUUGGCAUUCUAUCUUGAGUUUCCUUGUAUUUAGAGCAUUUCUUGUAAUUGUAACAGUUUGGAUUUCAAAAUACUUUUGUAUAGACCUGUAAACUGUUAACGUUCUUUUGCUUGUACAUCCAACUUAAUUGUCAGACUUCAACAGCAAUUUAAGAUUUGAAUUUACUGAGGAUUAUUCUACAAAUGAUAAUUCUUUCCAUUCCAAGUAUAUAUGUGCAUCUCAUUGGAUACUUGUAGAUAUAUAUUGGUUAUAUGUGCGAAAGGAGAGAGGCUAUAGAUUUCACUUCUUUGUUGGUGAGUGUCUGAUCACCUUCUGGAGACUCUUCAUACACUUCAACAAUGGAGAGCUUGACACAAUUUGAAGUGUUGUGUGAAAAGCUAUACACUUCACAGGACUCUACCGAACGAGCUCAUGCUGAGAGAGCUCUCAAAUGCUUUUCAACAAAUACUGAUUAUAUUUCACAAUGCCAAUACAUUCUGGAUAAUGCAUCAACUUCUUAUGCACUCAUGAUGGCUAGUUCGAGCUUAUUGAAGCAAGUGAUGGAUCACAGCCUCCCUUUGCAACUCCGGCUUGACAUCCGAAACUAUCUUAUAAGCUAUCUGGCUGCCAGAGGAGCUAAGUUGGAGCCUUUUGUUAUUGGAUCACUUAUUCAACUCUUUUGUCGAAUUACAAAGUUUGGAUGGCUUGAUGAUGACAAAUUCAAAGAGGUAGUUAAAGAGACAAUAGACUUCUUGAGUCAGGGAUCAUAUCACUAUGCAAUUGGUUUGAAGAUACUAAAUCAGCUUGUUUCUGAGAUGAAUCAGCCCUAUCCUGGAUUCCCUGCUCCUCGUCAACGCAGGAUAGCUAGCUGUUUCAGGGAUCAAUCACUUCUUCAAAUUUUCCAGAUAUCUAUAAGUUCAUUGCACCAGGUUAAAAAUGAUGUUGGAAGUAAGAUGCAGGAAUUGGUCAUCUCACUCGCCCUCAGUUGUUUAUCAUUUGAUUUUUUGGGGACGUCAUUUGAUGAAAGUUCAGAUGAGAUUGGUACUAUUCAGAUUCCAAAUUCUUGGAGGCCAAUCCUUGAGGAUCCUUCCACACUGCAAAUCUUUUUUGAUUAUUACACAAUUACUCAACCUCAUUUUUCAAAGGAGGUACUGGAGUGCUUGGUAUGUCUUGCUUCUGUACGACGAUCACUAUUUACAAGUGAAUCUUCUCGAGUUCAGUUUUUAUCACAACUAAUGAUGGGAAGCAAAGAAAUUCUGCAAACUGGAAGAGGUCUUUCAGAUCAUGACAAUUAUCAUGUCUUUUGUCGCUUGCUUGCCCGCUUCAAAAUUAAUUUUCAGUUGACAGAACUUAUUAAUGCUGAGGGCUAUAGUGAUUGGAUAUGCUUAAUUGCAGAAUUCACGAUGAAGUCGCUACGUUCUUGGCAGUGGGCCAGCAGCAGUGUUUACUAUGUUUUGGGGCUUUGGUCGAGAUUGGUGGCAUCUAUUCCAUACUUUAAAGGUGACAAACCAAACAUGCUGGAUAAGUAUGUGCCUACAAUUAUAGAAUGCUUUGUAUCUACAAGGUUUGAUUCUUUACAGUCUGAAUUCUCUGACGAGCUUGCCGAGAACUCACUUGACAACAUUGAACUUCUUCAGGAUCAUCUUGAUUUCAUUCCUUACCUCUGCAGAUUUCAGUAUGAAAGCUGCAGUUCGUAUAUAAUGAAGGUUAUGGAGCCUAUCUUGCAUAUGUAUUUGGAACAGGCAAAACUCCAAGGUUGUAAUGAGUUUUCCGUGACUGAAGCCAAACUGACCUGGAUAGUGCAUAUUGUUGCUGCUAUUCUUAAGACAAAGCAAAUUUCUGGAUAUAGUGGAGAAUUGCAAGAGCUGCUUGAUGCAGAACUCUCAGCACGUAUUUUUCAAUUAAUAAAUGUCAUGGAUAAUGGUGCACACAGACAGAGGUCUGGUGAAAUAAGCAAGCAAAGACUUGAUCGUGCAAUUCUUACCUUCUUACAACAUUUCAAAAAAUCUUAUAUUGGUGAUCAAGCAAUGCAUUCUUCAAAGCAGUUAUAUUCCCGACUAUCAGAGCUUCUUGGACUCGAUGAUCACCUGCAAGUUUUGAAUGCUGUUGUUGGAAAUAUUGUUACAAAUCUGAAGUCUUAUGCUCAGUGCAACGAGGUCAUUGAUCAUACCUUAAACCUUUUCCUUGAAUUAACAUCCGGCAGAUAUAUGACAGGGAAGUUGCUCCUGAAGUUGGACACCAUUAAAUUCAUAAUAUCACAUCACACUAAAGAACACUUCCCCUUUCUAGAAGAGCCCAAGUGUUUCAGAAGCAGGACAACCUUUUACUACACUAUUGGCUUGCUUAUUUUCAUGGAGGAUAGCCUUUUAAAGUUUAAAUCUUCAAUGGAUCCUCUUAAGCAGGUUUUUAUUAGUUUGGAAUCUGCACCUGAUGCAUUGUUUCGGUCCGACAUGGUAAAAUGUGUGUUAAUUGGCUUGAUGCGGGAUCUCCGAGGAAUAGCAAUGGCGACAAAUAGUCGCAAAACAUAUGGCUAUUUUUUUGAGUGGCUCUAUCCUGCACAUACUCCACUUCUCUUGAAAGGCAUCUCGAAUUGGAUCGAUGUACCAGAGGUAACGACUCCAUUGUUGAAACUUGUGGCUGAGUUGGUGCUGAACAAGUCCCAGAGAUUGACCUUUGAUUCAUCUUCUCCUAACGGCAUAUUACUUUUUCGAGAAGUCAGCAAACUAAUUGUAGCCUAUGGAUCAAGGAUUUUACCUCUUCCCAAUAGAGCAGAUGUGUACACAUUCAAAUACAAAGGAAUAUGGAUUUGUCUAACGAUUCUGACUAGAGCACUGUCUGGAAACUAUGUCAAUUUUGGUGUCUUUGAACUUUAUGGUGAUAGAGCACUGGCUGAUGCUUUGGAAAUUUCUAUGAAGAUGAUAUUAUCAAUUCCUUUCAGUGAGGUGUUAGCAUUUCCAAAGCUUGCAGGUGCUUACUUUGGAUUCUUGGCAGUCCUUUUCGACAGUCAUUUAAAUUUUAUUUUGAAUUUAGAUACCAGCCGCUUCUUGUAUAUUGUUGGAUCUCUUGAUUCUGGACUUAAAGGUUUAAAUGAGAACAUCUCAUCUCAGUGUGCAUCUGCUGUUGAUCAUUUGGCAAGUUUUUAUUUUCUCCACAUUACUAUGGGAGAGUCGCCUACUUUGCCAGCUGCUCUCAAUCUUUCUCAGCGCUUAACUGAGUGCCCUGGUUUAUUACCACAAAUAUUAAAGACACUCUUUGAAAUUAUUAUAUUUGAUGACCGUGGUAACCGGUGGAGUCUUAGCAGGCCAAUGCUGAGCUUGAUACUUCUCAACGAAGAGAUGUUCACAACUAUAAAGAGUCAAAUUUUGGCGUCACAUCCAUUGGAUCAACGGCAGCAACUUUCUGUGUCCUUUGACAAACUUAUGGCGGAUAUAACCAGAAGCUUAGAUCAAAACAACAGGGACAAGUUCACCCAAAACCUCAACAGAUUCAAGAAUGCAAUCCGCACUGCUUAGUUUCGAUUGAUUAUUUUUGGGUCAACUGUAUAUUCGUGUCUAAUGUCUCUACUUGUCCGUUCCCGACUGAUUUCUGUUUUUAAUUUUUAUUUUGGGGAAGUGAUAUGGUGUACGAAUAUUUAAAGACCAGUUUUAGACCUACUUGUAGGAAGCAAUUUCUCUUAGAAGUUUAGUUAUACACUACAGACUACAGAAAAUAUGCUCAGCUUGGAUGGGUAAAAGAAAUUAAUCUAUAGAUAACAGAGGAAAAGCUUCAAUGAUUGGAUAUUAGUUUAACAACUUGAGUUGGUACCUUGCUAUGGUGAAUGUUAUUUUUGUUGUCCCUUUAAAUAUAUAAAUAAACCAAAUACAAAUAUUUGGCCAUUUCUUUUA
Messenger RNA from Humulus lupulus (European hop), 4177 nucleotides. RefSeq lists its product as uncharacterized. NCBI's taxonomy places the organism in Eukaryota, Viridiplantae, Streptophyta, Magnoliopsida, Rosales, Cannabaceae. The transcript is spliced from 29 exons. Gene Ontology annotation, cellular component: cytoplasm; nuclear pore. Bases 653 to 3805 code for a protein of 1050 amino acids. The record is from RefSeq and is a predicted model, not a curated record. Gene Ontology annotation, biological process: protein export from nucleus. Gene Ontology annotation, molecular function: small GTPase binding; nuclear export signal receptor activity.